Molecule: messenger RNA, 957 nt
Organism: Danaus chrysippus (African queen)
Lineage: Eukaryota; Metazoa; Arthropoda; Insecta; Lepidoptera; Nymphalidae
Source: the annotation of a GenBank genome assembly
AUGAAACUGCUGGUAGUAUUGUGUGCCUUGGUGGCAUUCUGCGCUGGCAAUGCCAUUCCUGUGGUACCAAAAGAUAACAGCCACUAUGUAGAAGGAGUCAGCCGUUACAUCUGGAUGCCUGAUGGAGAUGAUAACCUUCACCUAGUCGACCUCGAGGAACCCGUGGAUGAAACCCUCCUCGCAUCCAGAAAUGGAAACCGUAAUCAGUAUUGGCUCUUUACCAGGCAAAAUCGUAAUAACCGUCAAGUACUCGUGAACGGUAAUGCGAAUUCCAUACGUAAUUCUUUCUACAGAGGAAAUAGACCAACAGUAGCAAUAGCUCACGGUUGGAAUAGCGGUGGAACUUCAAGCUGGGUUCCACAAAUGGUAACAGCUUUUCUUGACCGUGCAGACGUGAAUGUCAUCGUUCUUGAUUGGAGUUCUACCGCCAGCAGUGCAUAUACGAGCGCUGUAAGAGCAGUACCAGACGUUGGAAGACAUCUUGCUAACUUCCUUAGAUUCGUUUUCAGUACUGCUGGUGGCAACUGGAAUAACGUUCACUUAGUUGGUCACAGUUUGGGUGCUCACGUUAUGGGCAAUGCUGGUCGUGCAGCUCCUUCUCGUCCCGUGCGCGUUACUGGUUUGGACCCAGCUGGACCACAGUGGGGUGGUAAUUCUAAUGCCCUAAAUCGUAACUCUGCUACAUACGUUGAAUCUAUUCACACUGACGGGGGUGCUCUCGGUAUUAUGGAUCCAAUUUCUCAUGCUGACUUUUACCCUAAUGGUGGCCGAAAUCGCCAGCCUGGUUGUAGCAACAGUGUUUGCUCUCAUGGUCGGGCGCAACCUUUGUUUUCCUCCACUGUCAGAACCGACCACUUGAAUGGAAGGCGUUGUGCAAAUCUGGACCAGGCUCGUAAAAAUCAAUGUACCGGUGCCUCUCUGAAGAUGGGUAACUCCAACUUAGGCAAAAGAGGGUAA